AUGGAAGGAGAUGAGUCGUCUGAAGCAUCGCAUACUGGGGCAAAGAUACAUGAAGUACUGCGAAAGGUCAUGUUACGGGUUGGAGCUGAACAUUUCAGUGGAGUGGCUUCAGACAACACUGGAAAUACAACAUUAGCUCGUUCACUCUUGCAGGAAGAAUUUAGCUGGAUCAUCAUUCUCCCCGACUCGUGUCAUCGUAUGAGUUCGCUAUGCAAAGACAUCGGUAGCAUUGAAUUCUUUCGGCCAGUGAUCAAGAAGAUAUGUCGGACAAUCAAGUACUUCAAGAACUCAAACAUUGCCAGUGCUCAUCUCCGUCGUCGUUGUAAAGAUUUACAAAUCAAGAGGGGACUUGUGUCAGUUGGGAAAACACGCUUUGGAACCAUUUAUCAUUCGGGAGAGUCACUUCGUCGUUGCCUCAAGCCUAUCCAACAAUUGUGCACUGAAAAGGUUAUCAACAUACCGGUAUGUUGUGAAGUCAACAAUUACUUUAUUGAAGGUCGUUUCACUACCGACAAAUUUGAAGUUGAACUUCGACAACUCCUCACAGUACUUGCUCCAAUUGCAAAGGCUAUAACAUGCCUCGAGUCUACCCACUCCACUGUGUCAGAUGUUUAUCUUUUCUGGCUCGCCGUCACAGCAACAAUACAUCAAAUUAUCACCGAGGACAUCACUGGCUUGCCAACUGAGGUCACUGAGAAGAUUCGACGUGCUGUCAAUUACCGCUUCGAUCAAAUGGUAAAUGAUGCCCCAUGUGAUGUGUAUUUAACUGGUUUUCUUCUUGAUCCUCGUACGUUUUCUGCAGAUGUGAUACUCAUUGUUUGA
Molecule: messenger RNA, 822 nt
Organism: Suillus plorans
Lineage: Eukaryota; Fungi; Basidiomycota; Agaricomycetes; Boletales; Suillaceae
Product: ribonuclease H-like domain-containing protein
Exons: 4
Coding region: 1-822 (273 amino acids)
Source: RefSeq, a predicted model, not a curated record